AUGGCCCCCUACUUCAUCCGCAACCUCCUCCCCCGCCCCGAGGCUCGCAAGGAGGGCCGUCCCCUCCUCGAGGUCCUUGGCACCAUUACCCUCGUCCAGUGGGGGAUGUUUUGGUCUGGCUGGCUCGCAUGGACGUGCGACGCCAUCGACUUCUUCUCCGUCUCCCUCUCCGUCGACCGCCUCACCGAGCAGUUCAACCGGAGCACCCAUGAUAUUACAACCGCCAUCACGCUCACGCUCCUCUUCCGCUCUCUCGGCGCGGUCAUUUUCGGCAUCAUCUCCGAUCGUUACGGACGCAAAUGGCCUCUCGUCUUCAACCUCGUGCUCAUCUCCAUUCUCCAACUCGGUGCCGGCUUCGUUACAACCUUCCAGGAAUUCCUUGCCCUCCGCUCUCUCUUCGGUAUCGGUAUGGGUGGUAUCUGGGGCCUUGCCGCCGCCACCGCUCUCGAGAACUUGCCCGUCGAAGCCCGUGGUCUCGCAUCCGGUAUCCUCCAGCAAGGCUACGCCGUCGGUUACCUCAUUGCCGCCAUCAUCUCCCUCUACCUUGUUCCUACCACCGCGACCACUUGGCGUUCGCUCUUCUGGUGUGCCUCCGGCAUCUCUGCCUUUGCCGCCGUCAUCCGCGCACUUCUCCCCGAAUCCGAGGUAUUCAUCCGUGCGCGGCAAGAAGCUCUCGCCCGCGGCAACAGCACGACGAACAAGACCAAGGUCUUCUUGCACGAGACUGGCCAGAUGCUCAAGCGCCACUGGCUCCUCUGCAUCUACGCUGUCCUCCUCAUGACUGGCUUCAACUUCCUCUCCCACGGCUCUCAGGAUCUCUACCCCACGUACCUCACCAAGUCGAAGCUCUUCAGCAGCCACGAUGCGACCGUUGCGACUAUUAUCGGUAACUGCGGUGCUAUCGCUGGUGGCGCUAUUGCCGGCUACGUUUCCCAGUACAUUGGACGUCGCCUGACCAUUAUCAUCUUCGUCCUGAUCGUUGCGGCUUUCAUUCCUCUCUGGAUCAUUCCGAAUUCGUUCUCUGGGCUUGCCGCCGGCGCGUUCUGCAUCCAGUUCGGUGUUCAGGGAGCGUGGGGUGUUAUUCCCAUCCAGUUGGCGGAAAUCUCUCCCCCUGCGUUCCGCGCUACCUUCCCUGGUGUUGCCUACCAGCUCGGUAACAUGGUGUCUUCAGCCUCGGCACAAAUCGAAGCCACUGGCGCUGCGAACCUGAAGACGACGAUCGUUCAGAACGGUGUAUCGAUCGUUGUGCCCGACUACGCCAAGGUGCAGGGUAUCCUCAUCGGUGUCGUCGCCGCCUUCGUCAUCUUCAUCACCGUCAUCGGGCCCGAGAAUUACGCCUCGCACUUUGAGAACGCGAAGACGGCGUUCGAGGAGGGCGGAGGCGCGGACGAAACGCGCGAAGGCAACAUGAAGGAAACCUCGCGGCCCACUUCGCUCCAGGUCGACAGCGAGAAGCGAGCGACCCCCGAGCCUGUCUAA
Molecule: messenger RNA, 1479 nt
Organism: Epithele typhae
Lineage: Eukaryota; Fungi; Basidiomycota; Agaricomycetes; Polyporales; Epitheliaceae
Product: carboxylic acid transporter
Exons: 12
Coding region: 1-1479 (492 amino acids)
Biological process (GO): plasma membrane lactate transport
Cellular component (GO): plasma membrane
Molecular function (GO): secondary active monocarboxylate transmembrane transporter activity
Source: RefSeq, a predicted model, not a curated record